GCUCUGGCGCUGCCAUCAGCGGAACGGGGGCACUGUCUGCCUUGGCAGCUCCUCACAGCUUUCCCCGGGCCGCGGCAACAGUCACCGCCCCUCCCCUGCUGCGGCGAGAGCGGCCACAGCGCGGACAGGGCCCCUGCGAGGGGCGGCCAGACACUCAGCGGGACUUCUGGGGGGCGACCCGCAGGCAGGGCCCCGCCCAGGGCCGGGCGGCUCCUGGAGGUCUGUCCGCCAGCCGCUAUCCCAGAGUGCUUUGUGCCUUUUAGCGGCGGGCCGCCCGCUGCGUCGCUAUAGUGAGACACGGGCCCUGCCUGUGACCGCCGACGGCAGCGCCUCCCCGUGAGCAGAGCCGGGCUCCGCAGGGAGCAGGAGCGUGCGCGCCGGAGCCGCCGGCUUGGGAAAGAGGCGGCAGCAGGAGCGGCUGGGACGAGAAAGACAAAAGUAGGAAGUGUGAAUAUCCCAAAAUGAUUAGAGUUCAUCAAGAAGGUGCAGAUGCUAUAAUCUGUGGACUGUACGCCAAAUUUGCUAUUGAAAAUGACUGAAGAUUAAAAGGACAAUGGGCUGCGUGUAUCCUGAUGGCAUCUUGUGUACAGUGACAAGUUACUUGCUAUGGCAUCUGAGACUGAAAAGGCUCAUGCUCUUCUCCAAACUUUCAGCACAGCUUCAGUUAUUUCCAGUUUAGGAUUGGGAAUAUUCUGCUUCAUAGCAGACCGACUUCUGCAGUUCUCUUUCAUUCAGCAACACGACUGGCUCCGAGCUCUCUCUGAUAAUGCAGUGCAUGGUGUGGUGGGAAUAUGGUCCUGGGUGAUAGUGAUUGGGCUCAGGAAGAAGAGUGACUUUAGUGAAGUCAUUUUAGCUGGUUUCCUCUCUUCUGUCAUUGAUGUGGACCAUUUUUUUCUAGCUCGCUCCCUUUCAUUACAGGCUGCUCUGACUCUUCCACAAAGACCACUUCUUCAUUGUUCUACUGUGAUUCCUGUUGUGGCUGUGACAUUAAAGUUUAUUAUGCACCUUUUCAGGCUUAAGGACUCAUGGUGCUUUCUUCCCUGGAUGUUGUGUAUAUCCUGGACUUCUCACCAUGUCCGUGAUGGAAUUCGUCAUGGCCUCUGGAUCUGUCCAUUUGGAAAAACUGCUCCCUUGCCAUACUGGUUUUAUGUGGCAAUCACAGCAUCUUUACCUCAUCUGUGUUCAUUUGUUAUGUAUUUAACAGGUACUGGAGAACUAAUGUCUAUAAAACAUGGAAUUCACAUUGAUGUCUAAGGAUGAUAGUCCUUGGAAGUCACUUGUUUUGAAGAUUAUAGUGAAGUUGAUCCCUGUGCAUUCCUCAUGAUUUCUAAAUUAGGCAAUUUGAAGCCAUGGAGCCAUUUAUAAUUCCAGAAUUGAUUAUUUGUGGCUACAGAAAUCUGUUGUCUGAAUGAUGUUGAUGUAAUUUCCAGGCAUCCUCUUCAUGACAUCUGUAGUCUUCAAUGUCAGUUCUGUAAUAGCUAAUUAAUAUAUAAAAUUCAGUCAUUCCUAAAUAUUUAAAUUUCCUCCUCCUCCUAUUAACUCUGCUAUAGUAGUGCCAUUCCUCUGGUCACCCUCCACUUUGGGAAAUAUGUUCUCCUUUUGAGCACCCACUUUUUUUCCUAUAAUUAACAUUUGCACAGCAUUUUGAAGAUGCAAAGCACUACAAAAGUGCUAUUAGAAUUCAGUGCUGUAUAUCCCUUCUGAGAAAUAUCUAACAGCUGUUUUUUGUAACUUGUUAGUUUACCCCAUUUGAGUCUAACUUCUUGUACUCAAAUGGCUGGAAAAAUAAUGCUGUUUGUUUUUUCAGGAUGUGCUACUGAUUGACUUGGGAACACUUAACAGUGACUGCUAUUUAGUAAAAUGUAUUCCAAGCACUGCUCUUGCAUAGUUGCCUGAUACUCAAUUUCCAAAAACCUCUUAUCUGGGAUUUUUGUUUAGAAAAGAGAAAACAAUUAGUUUAGGAGUAUUGUGUCUGUGAAAUUACAGAAGGUUUGCAUUAUUUAAUACUAAUAAAUAUUAAUAAUUUUAUCUAAUAUUUAAACAAUUGUGUUAAAGGCUUAUUUGCUGCAGGAAAGUAUAAGCUUUAAAGAAUUUUCAGUUAAAUCCUAAGAAAAUUUAGAUGACUCCAGAAAUAUAGCUAUUGUAUUAAGAGUUUACUACUGUAUCUAUUACCUGUUACUGUGAAGCUUUUUUUAGCUGCAGCAGCUUCUACUAAAUAUAAUAUUGUUCCUCUACUUAAAAACAAAAGCACCUCAUUCUACUGAAAUGUUAUUUUAUGCUGGUAAAAUGCAACUUCGUGUGUGUGGCAAAUUCAUGAAAAUGGCAGGAAUGUGCACCAUGAGCUUAUUCAAAGUAACCCUUUUCAUUCUGUAGAAAUCUCUCAGAAAAUCCCCCAAAUAGAACUGUGUGUGUUAGGUUUUAGUGGGUAGCAUUAUAAGUUGUGAAAUAUUUGCAUCAACCUCUUCCUUAAAAACUCUUAAAACAACAAAUUCCAAUUUAUUUAUAGGUGUAAGGAGCCAGAUUCUUGGCUGGUGUAAGUUAGUGACUUCAGUAGAGCUAUGCCAGCUUACACCACCUGAAGAUCUAGCCUGAGAUGUUGUUUUUAUGGAAGAGAAACUGUAGAGUUGGAUUUGUUUAAAAUAAUCGGAACAAUCAGUAAAGAACAACUUCGGUAUCUUCUGCAUUUUAGAGCUCUCUAAAUUUACCUCUGCUAUUGCUGACUCAUGGGGGGCUGCAUAGACCUUCUGUGCUAUGCAGCUGUGCAUACUGCACCCCAUUCUGAAAAGUUACUUCCCGCCAAUCUUCUCUCAGAAGCAGAAGACUCAGCACCAGUUGAGUAUAAUAUGGUAAUUAGGCUUGUGAGAAGAAUGUUGAUGCAGUUAGUCUGCUUAGCAUGAAACCUAAAAGUCUUAAAGUGAGUACCCUCCUUGGAAAGAAAAUUUGAGGGAGCAGUAUGGCAUGAAAAGAGGAAGCUUCUUUAGAAGUGCUUUGCACAGCAUGUGAAUCUUUCCCUUUUAUGUGCAACAAAUGCUGCAAUGGACAGUGGGUAUCAAAGUCGGGGAAGUUGAGCUUCCGCAAACAGCCUUGCGUGGCCCUGCCCAGGCUCCACCUCCAGGUCCCCUCCUGCUUCCUGGCGCUGUGCUGCGGUGGGCUCUUCCCCUGUGGCCGGGGCCCCAGGCUGGAACUAAUGGGGGCUGUCCUGCAGCCUGGGACUCCACCUGGCGCUCCAGGCCUGGGGGGUGGGGCUGGGAGACGGU
This is a messenger RNA of Terrapene triunguis (Three-toed box turtle), 3257 nucleotides long. RefSeq names its product transmembrane protein 267 (gene TMEM267). NCBI's taxonomy places the organism in Eukaryota, Metazoa, Chordata, Testudines, Emydidae. The record is from RefSeq and is a predicted model, not a curated record. The transcript has 4 exons. Bases 607 to 1254 code for a protein of 215 amino acids.